Messenger RNA from Hypoxylon trugodes, 2015 nucleotides. Its product is annotated as putative cytochrome P450. The record is from RefSeq and is a predicted model, not a curated record. The transcript is spliced from 6 exons. NCBI's taxonomy places the organism in Eukaryota, Fungi, Ascomycota, Sordariomycetes, Xylariales, Hypoxylaceae. Bases 90 to 1571 code for a protein of 493 amino acids. Gene Ontology annotation, molecular function: monooxygenase activity; oxidoreductase activity, acting on paired donors, with incorporation or reduction of molecular oxygen; heme binding.
AAAAUGUAUAUACUCGUUUCUAACAAUCUAGAACACAAUUGAAUGCGAUAUCUAUUCAUCUCGACAGUUCAAAAUUGCCAAUUGUAAAUAUGGAGUCGUUUAACGACUUUCAGAGUCUAGGGAACUACGAGCUUCUCGCCAUUGGUGUAGGAGUAAUUCUCCUAGGAUAUGCCUUCACCGUCCUACGAAAACCAAUUUCGAAAGUACCGGGUCCUUCGUACACGAAAUUUACAGAUGUAUACCUGAAAUAUAUUGAUAUGUCAGGAAGACGACCAGAAUACGUCCACGCUCUCCACGAGAAAUAUGGCCCCGUCGUCCGUAUCAGCCCGGGGCAUGUCAGUGUUAUGGACCCCGCCGCCACACAACAGAUGUAUUCAGUCAAGAAGGAGUUUCGCAAGUCAACAUGGUACCAGGAUUUCGUACCAGGACCUUCUAGUGUUUUUAGUACGGUCGAUGUCGACUAUCACCGACGACAUCGAAGACUUCUCGCGUCAGAAAUUUCUGAGUCUGGAUUAGUUAUUCACAGGCCGGUAGUUGACUCUAAAGUUCGCCUAUUUACAGAACGUAUCGCAGAGGAGAUGGAGGAACGCGGCGUUUCGGACAUAUAUCGCUGGGCUUUGUAUAUGGCCACUGAUGUAAUUGGCGAGCUUAGUUUUGGCUCUUCGUUCCGUAUGCUAGAAACCAAGGAGGAAAACCAAUAUAUUAUUGACUUGAAAUCAGUCUCUUUCGCCGGAGGACUUCGAGCAACAUUCCCUACUCUUAUGAAGGUUACCAAGUACAUCCCAAUCCCGGUCUUAAGUCUGGGCAUGGCUGUUAGAGGGCGUCUUUUCGAAUACGGAGCCCAAUCAUUGGAGCGACACCGUAAACUAGUAGAGGAGCAGGGAGACGAUGCGAAACCCACCCUUUUAUCCAAGUUAUACCGAGCCCGAGAGAAGGGCGACGAAACCCUACCAUUCACCGAGCUUCGCAUGGAUGCCAUGUCAUACAUCACAGCUGGUAGCGAUACCACGACGAACACCCUCACGUAUCUCAUCUGGAGAGUAUGCAAGAACCCCGACGUCAAAGCAAAACUCGUGGCCGAACUACAGACACUCCCCGCGGACUUCGGAGACCAGGAUUUAAAGGGUCUACCGUAUUUAGACAUGGUCAUUCAGGAAACGUUGCGUCUUCAUAGCGCUGUCCCGUCAGGUUUACCUCGUGUUGUACCUGCGGAGGGCGCUACGCUUUGUGGUCACUUUAUUCCAGGUGGUUACACGGUAUCAGCACAGGCCUAUAGCAUGCACAAGAACCCCGCUGUAUACCCUGACCCGACGAAAUAUGAUCCAUCAAGGUGGGAGAAGCCAACGAAGGCGAUGAAGGAUUCGUUCGUACCAUUCGGAGGUGGUAGCAGAAUAUGCAUUGGACUUCAUUUAGCCAAGAUGGAACUGCGCCUUGCGACCGCCCGAUUCUUUACCCGAUUCCCGAACUCUACGGUCUCUACUUUAGAUGGGUUCACGGAUAAAGAUAUGGAGCCUUGGUCGUUUUUCCUGAUGUCGCCAAAGAAUAACCGCUGCUUGAUCAAUGCUCAUUAGGGCAUAGAGUGUUCAACCCUUUAGCGGAUGGAAAUAAACUGGAGGUUGCUCUGCUACAAAGCCUACGAGGCUGGCUGCAUACCCACCUAGGCAGGUGUAUGACUGUAGGGCGUGAAGGCUAUUAAUCAUGUAGAUUGCAUAUUCUAGAGGAGUUGGGUUUUAUCGGCAUACAGGGAGUUGGUUACUUUGAAAUAAGAAGGUUGCCGUUAUGAUGCUUUAUGUUGGGUAAGCAGGCAAUAACAGCAAGUUUAUCUCUAAGAGGUCUGGAUCAAUAAAAGUUGCCAUUCGUACAUAUGUGGCAGUGCCUUUAGUGAGCCCACUUGUGUUGUCAGGCUCUCUAGGUACCUAGAUAGGCUGUCAUCAGAAGUCACACCGCCUACAUGUAGUACCUACUAGAAUCUAUGCGGGGCGUAGGGCGUUCCAUUAUACCUAUACUAAUAUUGU